Aspergillus alliaceus is the source of this 973-nucleotide messenger RNA. RefSeq lists its product as uncharacterized. The transcript has a single exon. The coding region runs from base 224 to 508 and encodes 94 amino acids. The record is from RefSeq and is a predicted model, not a curated record. Lineage: Eukaryota; Fungi; Ascomycota; Eurotiomycetes; Eurotiales; Aspergillaceae.
UAGCCCUCGAGGCACCAGAACUUGCUUCAGUGGCUGUUAAUCUAGAAACUGGUUUCAUGCCGACGAUCAUCACACGCGAGAGACUGUCGUAGAAUAGUGACGAGAUAGUGAUACGAGUGGCGUAUCGAGUCGAGAGAGGAUGAAGCUGUAGAAGACGCUGCGCAAUAUCGUGUUCCGUAUACUGUACACGAACGCCCUACGAGUCUCACAGAUUAUACAGUACAUGGCCUCACCUACCUUUACUCAAUACGAGGACAAACUCCCCAUGGCCAAGGACUCAAUAUAUUUAAUUAUUAUCCCCAGACCUCGGCUGAUCUUGUCACACGUGGAGGCAGUAGAGUCAACAGGGCCUUCACACUCAGCAGCAAGACCCCCGCCUUCAGAGAAAGUCUCGCUAGCUGGUGGGCUGACGGCAAUCCGUGGAUUCUUUUCUACCGUGAGACUUGCAGCCCGCAGCUGGUCAGUGCGAAUGUUAGCCAUGGAGCAUUCUUCUAUAGUGGACCUUUGAUUAGGUUGAUCAACUUAUUUCAAGUGGCGAACCGGAAGAGUGCGAAAAGAAAUUAAACAAAUUUUUGAGUGGCUUUGGGGGACACACACUUCAUCUGCCUGAAAAGAAAAAUCGAAGUGAUGAGCUUACCAUCAGGCCCAAAGCAAUGCAUUCGCUGGCCAAGACUGGUGAUGAUACCGGCCUUCCACGAGAAUGGCGACCUAGAGUACGCUCUUUCGGUGCCAGCUCUAUAGACGUAUUGUCCUGGCUGGAAGCCCAAAGAGAGAAAGGAUGGAACUCUGGACCUGCACCCCCACCAGCCGGACCUGGAGGAUGGAUCAGCGUCUAUGAUUACGUCCUAGACAAUGAGUCUAUCCAGGUUAGCUAGAACCAUUCGGACCAUCAGCUAACGCUUGGUAUGUAGCGUACAAUAUCCGGUACCAAAGACCAGACUUACUAGUCAUCAAUACUGCUACACGAUUGAGU